Molecule: messenger RNA, 1023 nt
Organism: Neoarius graeffei (lesser salmon catfish)
Lineage: Eukaryota; Metazoa; Chordata; Actinopteri; Siluriformes; Ariidae
Product: ovarian cancer G-protein coupled receptor 1-like
Exons: 1
Coding region: 1-960 (319 amino acids)
Biological process (GO): G protein-coupled receptor signaling pathway
Cellular component (GO): membrane
Molecular function (GO): G protein-coupled receptor activity
Source: RefSeq, a predicted model, not a curated record
AUGGACAAAAAUAUAUCCGACAAUUCUUCAUGCGCGUACAAUGAUACAGUGGAUAUCUACAUGUACCCAGCGGUCUACUCUAUCUUUUUCAUCUUUGGAUUUCCAAGUAACUGUUUGUCAUUAUACAUAGCCUGGGUGCAAAUGCAAAAGGGAAACAGCCUGGGAGUCUACUUGGUCAAUCUGUCCAUUUCUGACUUGUUAUAUAUCAUCACCCUGCCUGUAUGGAUUAUGCUGCCUCUGAAGCAGACAGUGAACAAUACUCUUUGCAGCCUCAUCGAGUUGAUCAUGUACAACAGUUUCUAUGUGGGUUCAGGACUGCUCUGCUGUAUUUCUGUGGACCGCUACCUUGCUAUCGUCUUUCCUCUGCACUUUGCCAGAGUGCACAAGGUGCGAACAGCAGCCUUGGUGAGCAUGUUAGUCUGGCUCACAGAGAUCUCUCUGCACAUUGGCCUCUUGGUAUACACAGAUGAACUGCAUCAAUUAUCUUCCAAGCGAUUAUGCGAGGCGAAGAUCCCUUUGGACACACGCAGAGCACACGUGGCUAUAAUUCGGGUGGUACUGUCAUUCCUUAUCCCUUUGUUCCUGAUGGCUUUCUGUUUUCACCAGAUCAUGAUGUCUCUCAAGAAAAGUCCAUCCACAGCGGCCAAUGAGUGUGACAAGAUCCGCAAUUUGUUGUUGCUUCUCUUGCUUGUAUACGUGGUUUCGUUCACCCCCUUCCAGGUUGUUAUGUUUGUCAGGGGGUUGUUGGAGAAUAAUAACUGUGUCUUUGCCAGACAAAUAAGAAACAGCUACAUGGUGUUUGUUGCAACCACAACAAUUAAUAGUGUAUUAGAUCCAAUAGUGUAUUGUUUAAUUACUCCAAGUGCCAAGACAGAAAUACGAAGAAUUUAUAUGAAGUGUCAGAGUCGAUUAUUUAAAACUGUUUCUCUAAUGAGACAACUUUCCUCCUCUACUGCAUGAUAAUAAUACAAUACAUUUAUGAAGCAGACGUGUCAUUCUCAUCUCAUUAUCUCUAGCCGCUUU